Molecule: messenger RNA, 3203 nt
Organism: Spirodela intermedia
Lineage: Eukaryota; Viridiplantae; Streptophyta; Magnoliopsida; Alismatales; Araceae
Source: the annotation of a GenBank genome assembly
AUGGAAUUGCUCUCGUGUUCUUCCUCUCUACCAUCUCAUUCCUCGCACAUCAGCUUUGGCUGGAAACUCGUGGGCAAGAAAGGGAGACAUCUCAAGCCAUUCUUCCAUCACAACCAAGACGGAAUUCCAUCUGCUGGGCUGAAGUCCAGAUGGAUCUCGGGGAUUUCCUGGAGGGAUGGAUACAGAUCCAAGGCUUCAUCUUGGGGUUAUCAGAAGGGGACAGGAUUCAAGAGGCCAGAGAAGAUUUUCAACUGUUCUGUGGCGGAAGGAGACAUGAUCCUUGGAGAUGUCUCAAGGAAGGUCGACUCUGCCUCAAAGGUUUCGAUUCCCAGUCUGCCUGAGGAACUCCAUGGCACGAGCAGCUCGCCAGUCAGCAGCUACAUGUGGCAAUGGAAGCCGAAACUCAACGUCCACUAUGAGAGAGCAGGAGCAGAGAAUGUUCAUGCCCCAGCUGUCUUGUUCCUUCCGGGCUUUGGAGUUGGAUCGUUCCACUACGAGAAGCAGCUGAGGGAUCUGGGAAGAGAGUAUAGAGUUUGGGCUUUGGAUUUUGUUGGGCAGGGGAGGUCAUUACCCUUCGAAGAUCCUGCUCCGCUGGGGAAAUCAAGAAGCACCAUUUUCGGAGAGGGAGAUAUCUGGGGGUUUGGGGAGGAACCUGAGCCCUGGGCCAAGGAGCUGGUUUACUCUAUCGAUCUGUGGCAAGAGCAAGUGUCCCAUUUCAUAGAUCAGGUAUGGUAAAACCGUGUCUGUGUUUCAGUGUUUCAGCUUCUCAAUCAUCAUUUCAUUGAUUCUCAAUGAAAAUAUUCUAUCUUUGAUUCUCAAAUGUCGUGCCUUUUCCUGUUUUUCUUGAAGAAUUUCAGGUUCAGGUAAAACUUAUGGUGAAUAUCCUGGCUUACGGUUUCCGGAAGAUCAGUUUUUUCUCCGUGUACAUUUCAGAUCGAUACUAUUUUGUGAUUUGACAUAAAUUCUUGGGUCAAUUAAAAUACCUUUCCCAUUCAUAUUGUCCAUCAUAUUAUCUCGGUUGUCCUAGUCUACAAGACCGUUCUGACAUGGCUUAUUUAAUGGAAAGCUGCUUGUUUUCCUAUACAAUCGUGGUUCCUUUUUUUGUUGGCUUACAUGAAAGCUCUGCUUUCAUCUCUGUUUGUGUCCAUGAAAUAACAUGUGUAGAUUACUCUUUUCAUGUUGCAGGUCAUUGGCGAGCCGGUUUAUGUGGUGGGCAACUCCCUGGGCGGCUUUGUAGCUCUAUACCUAGCAGCUUGCGAUCCACAGAUGGCAAAGGGGGUCACGCUGCUUAAUGCAACACCGUUCUGGGGACUACUCCCCAACCCCGUAACAUCACCUCGGCUAGCUAAGCUUUUCCCUUGGGCUGGGACAUUUCCACUGCCGCCUACUGUGAAAAGGCUCACUGAAAUUGUGUAAGUUCAUAGCCUGGAAGUUAAUAACGGUGAAAGCUUCCUUUUUCUUAAUCUUUAAUUAAGAUAUAAAAUGGGCGUGAUCAGUAGAAUUUUGAUAAAUACUUCCAUAAGAAGGAAAGGGUUUUAAAGGGUUCUCCUUUCAGUUAUCUGGCAAUGACUUGCCUGUGUUCUUCCUUGGAGUCAAUGUGAUUCUCUUCCUGAGUACAAAAAAUCGUCCUUUGUUUGGCUUUCAGAUGGCAGAAGAUAAGUGAUCCUAGGAGCAUACGUGAUGUGCUCAAGCAAGUGUAUGCUGAUCACUCAACAAACAUUGACAAAGUAUUCUCCACCAUAGUGGAGGUGACACAGCACCCUGCUGCACCAGCAUCCUUUGCCUCCAUUAUGUUUGCUCCUAGGGCGCAGCUGUCUUUCCAUGAGGCAUUGGUCAGGUACUGAUAUGAUUCAUCCAGCUAGCCGACUUUACUACCCUGGUCUUUUAAAUUAUGUAUGACAUCAUAUGGGAAAAGACCAUUUAGAAUGUGGAGGCCAGCCUGUAUUAGGUCUUAAGGUGUGGGCAAGCCAAAAUAUUCCUGUUUCUAUUCCAGCACGGUAUCAGAGGCUAGCGUUAUGGUUUCCUAGAGCAGAAUAUAACGAGGUAGGCUCAGUAGGCCCAUCUUUUUUGUUCAUGGGCAGCAUGUCUGAAUUUUAUGCGUGGUUACAUGGACAGCAUAAAUGGGGUGCACGGUCCUGCAGCUCCAAUUAGAAACCCUAAUAUUCCAAUUUCCAUUCUUGUUAGAAGAUUUGCAUCUUUUUUUUUCAUCAUUUCUAACUUUGAUUCUGAUUUGUUUGGCAGGUGCCAAGAGCAGGAUGUGCCAAUUUGUCUGAUGUAUGGGAAGGAAGACCCCUGGGUGACCCCAAUGUGGGGCCUCAAGGUGAAACGGCAAGUGCCUGAAGCCCCUUAUUAUGAAAUCAGCCCAGCGGGUCAUUGCCCUCAUGAUGAAGUCCCUGAGGUAUCUGCUCAGAUUCUGAACAUUUAUCUGCCAUUAGGUUUUUAGUCCACUUGUUAGUGUUUUUUUUUUCUCAUCUCUAAUAAUUACAGCAUGAAAUAUAUACACCUUUGAUAAUUUAUUGAGGAAGUAAGGGCUAUGCCAGUGCAGCAGCCUUAUUCCUGUAGAUUUUGUUCUAUCUAUGGCAUCUCUCAUCAAGGUACAGGAAGCAAAGCAAUCAUAUCAUGAAAUAGAAUCUAAGCCUUUUGCGGAUCAUCAUCUUAAUCUUACUGGUCAUCAACUGAGAACCACGUUAACCAAAAGUAUAUAUCUUGGUGUAGAAUGUAACCCUUUUGCGGAUCAUCAUCUUAAACGAGUAAUUUUCCCUGUUCAAUCCCCUGAAAAUCGAAUGUAACUCAGUGGCGCUUCAAUCUAGGACCAGUUCUUGUUUAAGACUAAUUCAGCUGUAAUCCACUUGGUAAUAUGAACUCCUCAUUAGGGUAUUCUGAUUCGGAGCAUUAAAAUCAUUCUGUGGGAUUACUUCUUUUCUGCUUCGUUUAAUCUCUGUCAUCUUUUCAUGGAGCAGGUUGUGAAUUACCUGUUGCGCGGGUGGAUAAAGAACGUGGAGUCUCAAGGCCUGGUUUCUCUACCCCUCCUUGAAGGCUUGGAGCCCAUCGAGUAUGGCCUCUCGAGGGAGCUGGAGUUCAUCAAAGAUGGGUCUCACAAGUCGAUAAAAGUCAACGUCAGAGGGUCAAAACUUUCCCUUUGGAAGCCAAUAAGCUCCUUUGUCAACUCCCGCCUCUUGAGCUCCGGGAUCACCUCACUAUAA